AUGAAGCACUUGCUCGCAUGGUAUUGCAUUCUUGCUUCCGCCCAUGCAGCAUCCGAGCAGAGAGGAGAGGAAGGCGAUAAAUGUCGCAAAACAUCGGUCGCGAUUCUCGGGGCCGGAGUAGCAGGCAUAACGGCUGCUCAGGCAUUGGCCAAUGCAUCAAUCGAGGACUUUGUCAUUAUCGAGAGAAAUGACUACAUCGGGGGUCGCAUGUUACACACGACUUUUGGAAAGAAGCCGGACGGAUCACCGUACACCGUGGAACUCGGCGCGAACUGGGUACAAGGACUUGGCUCGGAAGGUGGUCCAGAAAACCCCAUCUGGACGUUUGCCAAGAAGCACCAGGUCGAAAAUGCCUACUCAAACUACAGUUCCAUCCUGACCUUUGACGAAACUGGUGAAAACGACUUUUCCGGCCUACUCGACACUUUUGAGAACGCGUAUGCGUCUGCCGAACAAAAUGCCGGUUACAUCUUGAAAGACAAUCUGCAAGAUACCAGUGCACGAGCAGGGUUCAGUCUGGCAGGAUGGAAGCCCAAAAAGGACAUGAAAUACCAGGCCGUCGAAUGGUGGGAGUGGGAUUGGGAGACGUCUUAUACACCGGAAGAGAGCGGGUUCCUAUUCGGCAUCACGGGAUACAAUCUGACCUUUUACCAGUUUUCCGACGAAAACAACUUUGUUUUCGACCAAAGGGGAUUCAAUACCUGGCUUAUCGGCGAGGCUGGCGCUUUCUUAUCAGAUGGAGAUGCCAGGUUGUUGUUGUUGAAUACGACGGUCAAGGGAAUCUCAUACUCAAAUGAAGCAGUCAAGGUCCAAACCGCGGACGGAGAAUGCAUCGAAGCCGAGUAUGCUAUAUGUACAUUCUCUUUGGGAGUUCUUCAAAACGAGAUCGUCGAAUUCAACCCACCUUUUCCGCGCUGGAAGCAAGAAGCCAUCGAGCAGUUCCAGAUGGGCACGUACACCAAAAUUUUUCUGCAGUUCAAAGAAACAUUUUGGGACCCAGAUACCCAGUUCUUUUUGUAUGCCGAUUCUAUAAUUCGGGGAUACUACCCGGUAUGGCAAAGUCUAUCAGCACCUGGUUUCCUAGAAAACUCCAACAUCAUUUUCGCUACUGUGGUUGGAAAAGAGUCUUACCGCAUCGAGAAGCAAUCUGAUGAGGAGACCAAGGCAGAAGCCAUGGCUGUGUUGCGUACGAUGUUUCCAGAUCAGGACAUUCCAGAGCCCAUCGAUUUCUUGUAUCCAAGAUGGAGCCAGAAAGAAUGGUCAUAUGGUUCAUAUAGCAACUGGCCCGUUGGCAUGACUCUGGAAAAGCACCAAAACAUACGUGCAAACCUUGAUCGCCUGUGGUUUGCCGGUGAAGCAAAUUCAGCAGAAUACUUUGGCUUUCUACACGGAGCAUGGUUUGAAGCUCGUGAGGUUGGAGAGCGAAUUGCUGGAUUGCUUGGUGGAGACGACAAUUGUACAGAAGCAGGCGACUCCAGGUCAAUGGCAAGAUACGAGGUUCUUCGCGGAACCACGCAGCUCGAUGAGUAUAAUGCUGCUAAUGGAUGGUCAUCGAGCAGCUUUUUGACGUUCGGUUUCGAGUAA
This is a messenger RNA of Pseudomassariella vexata, 1584 nucleotides long. Its product is annotated as putative flavin-containing polyamine oxidase. Gene Ontology annotation, molecular function: oxidoreductase activity. Bases 1 to 1584 code for a protein of 527 amino acids. The transcript has 2 exons. NCBI's taxonomy places the organism in Eukaryota, Fungi, Ascomycota, Sordariomycetes, Amphisphaeriales, Pseudomassariaceae. The record is from RefSeq and is a predicted model, not a curated record.